GUGAUUGUUUGAUCCCUGGAGUGUUUUUAACUGGAACCCCCCACGACUUAGUAAGUCGCCUUUGUUGGCUUCAUGGCGUCGGCGCUACCCAGAGAGGUGCUGCCAAAGGUGUUUGCCUUCGUUCCCCGCGACCUGCAAUGCCUAUCAGCCUUGAGGGUCACAAGCAGAGAUGCCAAAGAAAGUGUCGAUGCUCGAUGGUGUGAAGCUCGAUAUUGGACGGAAUGCCUUGUCAAAGACAUCAUUGAUUUUGUACCAGAUGACCUCCAAUGCCUCUCAUCGCUACGAGUGGCCAGCCAAAACUCCAAAGGGUGCGUUGAGGCUCGAUGGUGGAAGAAGCAAGUGAGGUGUAUGAAAGACUUUGUGGAUCAGCAUGAGCAUUUAUUUGCUGAUGAUCCAGAGAUGGAUGAAGUUGAUGAACAGCAAGAAGACUUUGCUCGGAAUAUUCUACUCUGGGUGCAGCCAUUCCUUGUGAAUCAGCCGUGGAGGAUUGAAGGCCCUGCUCAACCGACUGGAGAUUCUGCCACGGAUGAGGUCACCCCGCAAGCAGCACAUAUGAAUCUGAGAAGAGCACUUGUCGACUUGAGUGAGAGACACAAUGAUGUGCUGCGAGACAUCCUGCAACAAGCGCGACACAUUGAGCGCUAUCAUCAUAGACACACGGACACUUUACAUACCAUGGUUUCGCACACAGAUCGCAGACACAUGGAGGGACCAAAUGAAUCACUGUUUGCCAACCUUGAGACCAGCGAGAUCAGAAGUGAAGAUGCUCCAUCUGCAUCCAAUGUCCACACGGAAAUGACCAGAGAAGGCAUUCCCCGGGAGGAAGUGAUGAACCUUCUGAGGCGUCGUGGGAUCAACGAGGACCUGGUUCAGGCUUUGCUUGGAGAUUUUGAGCAGAGUGGGUAUGUUGCCCAAGGACCAAUUGACCACAGGUCAGAGAUCAGUGAGCCAGAGGGUGGCGGUCAGUUGGCCACCUUGCUGGAUGACGACAAGCACAGCGGCCACAAGAAAAGGUUGGGGAAGUAUUUGGCAUGCCUGUUGCUAGUGGGCAUCAUGAAUAUUCUGAUGAGUAUAGUGUUUCUACUUACAUUACCCACACCCUUCACUGGAAAUGCUGACACAAUCGCCUUACAAAUGGAGGGUAAUGACAAGGAAGCCACAACAGCAGCUGCUGAGACGCCGCUGUAUUUGGCAGCGCAGAAAGGGGACGCGAACAUGGUGGAUGCAUUGCCUGAGGAGAUUCUGGAAGCCAGUCGAAAAGCUCUUCUACCCACAUCGGGAGACCGACCAGAGGAGCUUCCUCAAGAUGGUCCGAAUGCUGUUCUACCUCCACCGGCAGCCAAACACAGGAAAUUAUUCUUGGCUCGUCGGAAUGCUUCUGUACCCCCAAAGCCAGACCAACCAGAAGCGAUGCCCUCAAAAGAAGACGGAGAAGAGGAGAUUCCCGACCAGUGUCCAAACGGCGAGGCAUCAACCUCCUCCGCUUCCCCGAUGGAUCAACCAGAGGGCAGUGGUCUCUGGGCAUUGUUGUGUUUGGAUGAUGGCGCACUCGGCGCACUCAAAAAAAGGGUGGAAGUUUUUCAAGGCAAGGAAGUUUUUCAAGGCAUCCCUUGCGCUGGUGGGCAUCUAUAUUAGAAUAGUGUUAGGAAUCGUAUCGUCCAUUCCAAUUGGUCUCCUGAUCUAUUCCCUCCUGAAUGGUGAGACGGCGCUGCCCAAGGAGGCCACAACAGCAGCCGGUGAGACGGCGCUGCAUUUGGCAUCUCAGGGGGGCUGGGGGAUAGUGGUAGAUCAAUUGCUCCAGGCAGGUGCUGCGGCCGUAACAGCAGCCAGUGAGACGGCUUUGCAUUUGGCAGCACAUACGGGCAAUGAGUUUGUGGUGGGUCUUUUGCUCCAGGCAGGUGCUGAGGCCGUAACAGUAGCCAGUGAGACGGCUUUGCAUUUGGCAGCUCAGAGCGGCUUUUUGUUUGUGGCAGGUCAAUUGCUCGAGGCAGGUGCUGAGGCAGGUUGCUUUGCUUUGGGCAGGUGCUGACAAGGAGGCCACAACAGCAGCCGGUGAGACGGCGCUGCAUUUGGCAUCUCAGAACAGCCGGUGGCCUGUGGUACAUCAAUUGCUCAAGGCAAGUGCUGACAGGGAGGCCACAAACGUAAUUAGUCAGAUGGCACUGUAUUUGGCUGGAUCGGCGCUCCAGAUCGACCAGUGGCAUGUUGUAGGUCAAUUGCGCAAGGUUCCCCUCAUGAAGCUGAAGGCCACAGUUUGUGAGUUGAUCAUAGGUCUGAUUUUGCAUGCAUGCUCCGUGAAAAGAGUCCUGCUGCAUGCUGCGGCAGAAGAAUUGUUCUUUCCAGACGAGCUCCCUUCUGAAUCCUUAGGAGAACUUCAUUAGUUGCUGCCGGGGGACAAAGGGGCGCCAGCCCUAGGCACGUCCGUGUUUGGACAUCAAGCGAGCGAGGCCAUCAUCCCUCAGGGGCAAUCAACAUAUUUCUGAUGCCGAAGAUCAGUUCGGGACAGAGACAGGGACGCAAGCCGC
Durusdinium trenchii is the source of this 2525-nucleotide messenger RNA. The record is from the annotation of a GenBank genome assembly. NCBI's taxonomy places the organism in Eukaryota, Dinophyceae, Suessiales, Symbiodiniaceae.